AUGGAGGCUGCGCAAGGCCGCCAGAGGCAGAGGAGAGCUACUCAUGCUGGAACCUGGUAUGAUGCUGACAGCAGCAAGCUGUCUGGGCAAAUCCGGCGAUGGCUGCAGAGAUCUACAAAGGUUUGCAACGGGCGUGUAAAGGCACUCAUUUGCCCCUCGCGGGUCUUUUUGCUGGGGCCUUCUCAUUACAAGUACUUUCCAGGAGUGGCUCUUCCUGCGGACAAGUGCAAUUCAUAUUUGACUCCUUUGGGGGAUUUGCCAUUGGACUCAGAGGCCAUUCAGGCCCUCAGGCUCACCGGGGCUUUUGCUGAAUUGUCAUUUUCUGAAGACGAAGAAGAACACAGCAUUGAGUUGAUGCUGCCUUUUCUGAGGCACGUGUUUAAAGAGGAUGUGAAAAUCGUGCCAAUGGUUGUUGGCGAUUUGAGGGGCCGAGACGACUGUCAGAAAUUCGCAGAUUUGUUGUUAAAGUAUUUUUUAGAGGAAAGAAGUCUCUUCAUAAUUUCUUCUGACUUCUGCCACUGGGGGCCCCGGUAA
Molecule: messenger RNA, 534 nt
Organism: Eimeria necatrix
Lineage: Eukaryota; Apicomplexa; Conoidasida; Eucoccidiorida; Eimeriidae
Exons: 6
Coding region: 1-534 (177 amino acids)
Source: RefSeq, a predicted model, not a curated record